Zea mays is the source of this 2953-nucleotide messenger RNA. RefSeq names its product transcription factor GTE8. The coding region runs from base 628 to 2361 and encodes 577 amino acids. The transcript is spliced from 10 exons. Lineage: Eukaryota; Viridiplantae; Streptophyta; Magnoliopsida; Poales; Poaceae. The record is from RefSeq and is a predicted model, not a curated record. Gene Ontology annotation, molecular function: protein binding.
CGGCUUUUAGUAGUUUACACCAAACAGUUUUUAGUUUUUAACAGCUCACAACACAUAUUCCACAUAUUACAGUUCACAACAAAUUUUUUCAGGACCACAACUCAACCAAACUGACCAAAGGUGCAACUUCUUGGCGAGUGGACACGACCACGGCACCACCUUUCUUCUCCCUCGUUCCCGAGUCCGAAUCUGGGUCCAGCGGAGACAAAGAGGAGCUGGCCGCGUCGUAUCGACUCCUGCCGCCGAAAGGCCGAGCCCGAGCCCGUGUCCCGGUGCCCGUUCCCGCAACCCUAAUCCCCUACCACCGUCGGCUCUCGCCGGCGAAGAAGAGGGAGCCGCGCGGCGUCGCCAGGGAGCACGCGCCCCCUCCCUUCCCGGCUCCCUCCGCGCCGUGGGGAGGCGCGUCCACCCGGAUCCGCCCUCACCGCGAGGCAGAGGGGAGGAGAGGGAGCCAGGUCCGGCGCACCCGCUGUCGUCCGCGCCGAAGAGCGUUAAGAGUCUCCCCACAGGCUUGGCUGAGGGAAACUUGUGCUCUGCGCAUCUUGGACACUACUUCACCAUUUACCAAGUCUUGAGUUAUUGCUCCGGUGCCAGACAAAAAACCAAACUCUCUGGCCGAACACAGUGAUGGCGCAAGCCUGUAAGAAGAGGAGAGGAGUUUAUAUAAGCAGUGAAUCAGGAGACUCUGAUACAGAUUCUGAUGUUGAGGGAAGCAAACACUCUCAAAAGUCUGGGGUGACAUCAAUUUCUACAUGCGAGCACCAGUCAUCUUAUAACCUCAAGGCUGCAAGUAUGAAAAGUAGCAGGAUGAUAAGGCUGUGUGGAAAUAUCGUAAGGAAGCUCAUCGAUCACAAAUGUGGCUGGCUUUUCAAAGAACCUGUUGAUCCAGAUCUAUAUGGGAUUCCAGACUACUUUGAUGUUAUCCGCAGUCCAAUGGAUUUGGGCACUAUUAAGAAUAAACUCACAAAAAAGAAAUAUGUAAGCAUUGAGGAGUUUGCAGCAGAUGUGAGGCUAACAUUUUCAAAUGCUAUGAAGUAUAAUCCUCCAGGCAAUGAUGUGCAUAUUUUUGCUAAAGAAUUGAAUGAAAUGUUUGAUUCAGAAUGGGAAUCAGUAGAAAGGAAAUUUAGAGGCCGAAACCUUGGUCAAGACCAGCAGACAAUGAAGGCCAUAAAAGUUCGAGCUAUGAUGGAUUCAAAGUCUACAGUUGCUAGAGGGCCGGUUGCAUGCUCAAACCCUAAAACUUUGGUUGCUAGAGGUCCAGUAGCUUGCUCAAAUUCGAUUGCAAAGAAGACACUGACAGAUGCAUUAUCCUCCAAAGUAAAAAUCAAAUUUUCCGUGCGCAGCUCUGCGCAUACCUCUUCCAAAGAUAUACUCGUUCAAGCAGCUGGUAGCAAAGAGGGGUCCUUAAAUCACUCUGUCCCUACUGGCAACAAAGAGGCAUCUUCAAAUUGUACUAUUCCUAUCGCUAAGGAGGCUAAAAUAUCAAGGGCACGAGAAAUUGAGCGCUGCUCUGGUUCAAUUGGAAAACAAUCAUGGUCUUGCAAUGACACUUCUACUUCACCUCUCGCUUCCUCUGUGCAAGGUGAGGAAAGUUACCUUCAUGAUGAACCUUUGUCACCAAGCAGGGCUCUUCGUGCAGCAAUGCUCAGGAGUCGUUUUGCUGGGACUAUAGUGAAGGCUCAACAGAAGGCACUUCUAGAUCAUGGGAAGAAUAUAGACCCUGUGAAAUUGCAAUUGGAAAAGGAGAGGCUGGAAAAGAGGCAGCAAGAAGAGAAAGCAAGGAUCGAGGCCCAGGUGAAGGCUGCUGAAGCAGCUGCACAACAAAAGUUUGAGGAAGAAAUGAGGAUGAAGAGAAAGCAGGAAAGGGAGGCAGCACGCCUGGCACUACGCAUGAUGAAGAAGACUGUUGAUAUUGACAACAGUGACUUCCUAAAGGAGCUGGAGAACUUCAGCAAAACAUGGCAGGCAAAUCCACCUGGCAAAUUAAUCGUGGAUUUUAUCAGUGGGGACUUGCCACCGGGGUUAGGGAGUCCGCUGGAGAGGCUCGGCCUCUUCAUGAAGGAAGAUUUCGAGGAUGAGGUAGAACAGGAAAUGGAGGACAGAGUGUCACCCUCAAUGGAUGUUGACAUCAGGAAAGAUUUCCAGGAAGACUUAGGACAUGAAAUGCAGGACAGUGCAUCACCCGUGACUGUCAUUGGCACAAAGAAUGACGUACAGGGAGUGGCAGGACAUGAAAUGGAGGACAGCGGAUCACCAGCCACAGUCAUUGACACGAAGAAAGAAGAGACAGAACAUGAGAUGGUGGACAGCGUAUCACCUUUGAUGGAUGUUGACACGGAGGAAGGGGAGAUCAGCUGCUGACGGUAGCUACACCUCUCUUCACCCGCAUAAUUUAUUGAGGCAGACAUCCUUGCUUGGUUGUUAGAUUAGGCAAUUUCAUAAGCAGAGUGAUGCAGAAACAUUAGUUUUAUCUGCUUUCAUCGUAGAACCAUGUGGUGUGGAGAACAUGUCUCAGACGAAAUGACGAGUGGUUUUGGAUUUGCUGCGGAUUUUAAUUUUCGUGGUCUUGUCAGUCUGGCAAGAGUAUGAUGACUCUGUAUGUUGAAUUUGACCUCCCCCGCUGGAUGACAUGUAUAAAAGGAUGAGAAAAAAAGGAUAGUUUGGAGCUAGUGUAUGUUGUUGGAGUUUAUGGUGGAGCCAGAUUUGGUGAGCGUGUCGUGGACGUAAAUGUAGGUAUAGCUAUAUACUUGAAAUAUUGAUAAGAGUGUUUGGUUCAAAGGAUCAAUUCAUUCCAGUUAAACAUCAUGAGCUUGUUAAUGGGUGUUUGGUUCGAGAGUUCGUUAAUGGGUGUUUGGUUUGAAGAAUAAGCUAGUCUACUAUUUUUUUAUUUGGUUGUUGAAUGUAAUUUUUUGACCUGUCAUCUCAUUUCUUACAAGUGAAUGAUUAUUUCUAA